This is a messenger RNA of Pestalotiopsis fici W106-1, 1494 nucleotides long. RefSeq lists its product as uncharacterized. NCBI's taxonomy places the organism in Eukaryota, Fungi, Ascomycota, Sordariomycetes, Amphisphaeriales, Sporocadaceae. Bases 1 to 1494 code for a protein of 497 amino acids. The transcript has 8 exons. The record is from RefSeq and is a predicted model, not a curated record.
AUGGCUCUCCUCGCACCUUACAAUGCUUCCAUGAAGCUUGGAUCCGUUAUUCGAGAUGACAAGGCACCCGAUGAUGAGUUUGCGCCAACAACAACCGAGGGAGGCGUUUCCCAGCAAGUGUCCUACAAGACCACCAUGAUUGACAAGAUCUCGGAUGUCACCAAUGCAUUGAAUAUCUCGGCCGCCAUGUCAAUCAAAUACGACAGCCAGAUUGACGGGACGGGACAGGGAGACUUUCUCAAUUCUGACAAGAUCAAGUCAAGCACAAUAUCGUAUUUGAUAUCCGUCAAGGUCGUCAACCAGACCAUAACUGACCGCAAACUGAACAAGUUCUGGCCAGUUGAUGGUGUCGCACCAGGAGAUUUCACUGAAGUCUACGGUGACUGUUUCAUUUCUGGUUUUCAGGAGGGUGGCGAAUUCAAUGCUUUGAUUUCAAUCAAGAAAAGCGACACUUCCAACAUCCACAACUUUGGUGUCAAUGCCGAAAUAGCCCUCACGGGUAUGCUAGAUGGCAAACUGGAGGGUUCUGCCAAUGGCGAUGUCCAAAAGGCUCGCAAGGAGCUCCUCGAAAACAACGAGGUCACAAUCUCUGUAAGCUGGAAAGGUGGCGGCCAGAAGCUCAAGGGACCUGAUGAGGACUGGACAUUUGAUACAUUGCGCAAAGCGGCGGUCAAGUUUCCAGACUAUGUGGCUCAAACACCCAUGAGAACGCACAUUAUCCUAACCAAGUAUACAUCUCUCCGCAGUUUCCUCCCCUUUGCCACCAGAUUCUCGCCCAUGGUCUAUGAGAAUGCCGGUGGAUACACGACGAUGCUGCAAGAGGCUUUUGCCGACUACAAGAAUCUAGCCAAGUACAUACAGACCUUGGCUAUCGAUUUUGACGCAGGCAAGACGAUUCUCAAGGAGAGUGAAAUGAUUGGCGCCAGAGACCGCACUGCCUUUUAUGGGAAACUCAUCACAGCUGCGAAUGCACCGUCUGCUGAAUCGAAGUCUCCAGCAUCCGAUACGGGUAAUCAGCAGCUAGAAGCAUCUAAAGAAAAGGGUGUUUCCGGAGAGGGCAAGAAGCUGGAAAGUGAAUCGGGUAAAGCUGAAGAGGUUGCAUCCCAAGAUGGCGCCGACACCCCCGAAGAGCACGAGGACGAUCCAAGCCCCGAGCUGAACCCACCUACAGCUCAGGGCACUAACGAACCUGCGGACAGCACGAAAAGCCUGGCGUUGCGGGGCACUUCUGCUAAAGCCUCUGCUGGAAAACUCCCCAAGCCCCGCGAACCCCUCUACAUUCUCAAGCCAUAUGAAGCCACGCUUUUGGGUCUGGAAAAGGCAAAGAGAGAUAUUCGCUUGAUGAUGAAUCGCAUCGUAUCCGAGGUCGACGUUGUAACUCACUAUCCCACGGUCGCUACUGAUGAGACCUGGCCAAUGCCCUUCAUGAGCCCCAUACUGUUCAAGCAGUUUCUCCCUGUCCCUAAACCUGUUGAAGACAAGCAAGAUGAGUGA